UUCAUAAGUUUGUCCUCAGCCGUGGUCACCACCUUCGCCGGCCUGGCUAUAAUAUCGACGUUAUUUAGGCUAGGCUACCGGUACCGGAUCCGUCGGUUUUGGCUGGAUGACGGUUGGGCAGCUGCGUCCGUCCUGGCGCAGUUCGUUCUCAUCAUCAACCUGUGGAUCAGAACGGAUACCCCAGGUAUGCCAUCCGAAUCAAGGGAGGCCCGGGUGGUAGCGUAUUGGCUUGUCUCACUUUCCUUCACCUGUACGCUCUGGGCGGCUCGGAUGAGCCAACUAUUUUCGGUCAUUCGUAUCAUCCCCGCCAUCAUGAAGAUGCGCAAAGUGGCGUAUGCCCUUGCCGGCCUUUUCGGGGCCAUGUGGGUGGCCUUGCUGAUCCAGAAGGUAGUAAUCUGCAGAAGAGACACCUCUUGGUAUCAUAUGGCAAAACCGCAGUGCCAUCUCGGCCAUGCCGUAGCAAGCACCGAAUUAACCACCGACUUUAUCUCCGACACGAUGCUCGUCGUCGUUCCGCUGAAGCUGCUUUGGGGCCUUAGUAUGGAGCACACGCACCUCAAACUGCUCAUUGCCAUAUUCUCGGCUAGUAUCCUGACGACCAUUGUCAGUGCCAUUCACGCCUACUUCGUGCUGGGGCCGUCAGGCUUGUUGGAAGCCACGACAGCCAACGUAGAGGCUUCGGUCUCCCUCAUAGUAGCGAAUCUAGCAGUCAUAGUGACGUAUCUCUACCGGCUCAUCAAAGGCGAGCACACUAUGGACAGCGCGGUCUACGUGUCGACC
Gloeophyllum trabeum ATCC 11539 is the source of this 780-nucleotide messenger RNA. RefSeq lists its product as uncharacterized. NCBI's taxonomy places the organism in Eukaryota, Fungi, Basidiomycota, Agaricomycetes, Gloeophyllales, Gloeophyllaceae. The transcript is spliced from 5 exons. The record is from RefSeq and is a predicted model, not a curated record. The annotation marks the transcript as partial.